CAGAGCUGACUCGUCGGAGCAGCCGUGCUCGGAGCAUUCCUGGAGCCAAAGCUCUUCUGCACAGAGGACAGAGCAGGCAGCAGAGACCAUGGAGCCCCCCUCAGCCCCUCCCCGCAGAGGGCGCGUCCCCUGGCAGGGGCUCCUGCUCACAGUCUCGUUUUUAACCUUCUGGAGCCUGCCCACCACUGCCCAAGUCACUAUGGAAUCUGUGCCGCUCAAUGUUGUGGAGGGGAAGGACGUUCUUCUACUCGUCCACAAUGUGCCACAGGACGCUCUAGGCUACAACUGGUACAAAGGGGACAAGGUGGACAGCAACUAUAGAAUUGUAGCAUAUGUAAUAAGCACUCAGGUAAACAACACAGGGCCUGCGUACAGUGGUCGAGAGACAAUUUACCCCAAUGGAUCCCUGCUGUUCCAGAACGUCACCCUCACAGGAUACUACACCCUACACGUUACAACGGCAGAUCUUCAGAAUGAAGAAGUAACUGGACAGUUCCGUGUGUACCCCGAGUUACCCAAACCCUCCAUCGCAAGCAACAACUCCAGCCCCGUGGAGGACGAGGACUCUGUAGCCUUAACCUGCGAACCUGAGACUCAGGACACAACCUACCUGUGGUGGAUAAACGGUCAGGGGCUCCAAGACAGUGACAGGGUAGUGAUGUCCCUGGACAACAGGACCCUCAUUUUACUCAAUAUCUCAAGGAAUGACACAGGACCCUAUGAGUGUGGAAACUGGAACCCAGUGAGUGCCAGCCGCAGUGACCCAGUCACCCUGAAUGUGCUCUAUGGCCCCGACGUCCCCACCAUUUCCCCCCCAGACUCCAAUUACCAACCAGGUGCAAACCUCAACCUCUCCUGCCACGCGGCCUCUAACCCUGCUGCACAGUAUUCCUGGCUUAUCAAUGGGAGUCUCCAGCAAACCACACAAGAGCUCUUCGUCCCCAACGUCACUGUGAAUAACAGCGGAUCCUAUGCCUGUGUGGCCCACAACUCUGCCACUGGCCGCAAUACGACCACAGUCAAGAUUAUCACAGUCUCCGAGACACAGCCAGUGGCACAGCCCUCCAUCCACGCCAGCAGCAGCACAGUCACAGAAGACAAGGACUCCGUGGUCCUGACCUGCCUCACAAGUGACACUGGAAUCUCCAUCCAAUGGAUCUUCAAUAACCAAAGUCUACAGGUGACAGAGAGGAUGGAGCUGUCCCAGGACAACAUCACUCUCAGCAUAAACCCUGUCAAGAGGGAGGAUGCCGGGGAGUAUCAGUGUGAAGUCUCCAACCCAGUCAGUCACUACCGAAGUGACAUCUUCAGGCUGACCGUGGAAUAUUCUUCAACACAAGGAAAUUCUCCUAGCCUCUCGGCUGGGGCCAUUGUUGGCAUCGUGAUUGGAGUCCUGGCCGGGGUGGCUCUGAUAGUAGCCCUGGUGUAUUUUCUGUAUUUCAGGAAGACUGGCAGGGCAAGAGACCAGCAUGAUCUCACAGAGCACAAAUCCUCAGCCUCCAACCACAGUCAGGACCACUUUGACAACUCACCUGACAAGAUCGAUGAAGUUGCAUAUACCACCCUGACCUUCAAAGCCCAGGAACCAACACAACCAACUUCAGCCUCCCCAUCCUCAACAGCCACAGAAACGGUUUAUUCAGAAGUAAAAAAGAAGUAAUGCAACCUGUCCAGCUCACUGCACUGCUGAUGUCUUCCAAAUCUCUCACCCUCAUCUCCAGGAGAUCCCAUUACCCUCAGGGGAAAAGGGAAGAAGUCUCCCCCACCCUUUCUUCCCUAAUAGGCACCUCCUGGCUGCCUGGUCGCAGCCGCUCCCUUCAAUGUCAAUACAUGAAAAGGUACAUCCGGGAGUCUGGGAGUCUGUAGGAAACCAACCUUGUCAUUGAAAUUUGGCAAAGCCAACUUGGGACAGAGUUGCCAGAACCUCCCCACCCCUCCCCCUUUCCCCUACCUGGACUUGCUUUAAACUUAUCUAUGUAGCACUCACUCAUUCCUUCCCACCCCAGUCCUGUCCUAUCAGAGUCUAACUUGAAUUUGCCAUAACCUUGAGGUUAUGCCCUUCUCCACUGAAGUACACGUGCCAGAAAAGAAGAGAGAGAGGGAGAAAGUAAAGGCAGUAAUGGCCUCUCCUCUCUCUCCAAAGCCUGGUGUGAACCCACCAUACCCAGAAAAUCAAACAUAUAACCAAUACUGACCUUGGAAAUUCUACACCUUUGUCCACUGUCAGGGUUGUCUACCUACAGGAUCAGGGUCUAGGCACCUUGCUGCUUACCUAAGCCCUUUGGUAAACCUGUCUCCAGAGAACCCGCUAGAACCAACUAGGAAAACUAUUUGCCAAGGUCCACAGGCGAUUCCUGAUGGAAAAUGCAGAAGUGCACAAAUGUUGUAUUAUCUUCCGAGGGCAGAUGGGAUCCCGCGCGGUCAGGGCAGGGCAGCCGCAGACACGUUGUAAUAUCUUUAUGGGCUUUAUUCAAGGACGUGCUGAAAGAGGGAGGGGUUACAGCUUUAGGGGGAAACGAGCCUUUAAUAGACACAAUCUGCUAGGAACUCGGUAAAUGAAUCAGAGAGCCACCCUUCAGAGAUUAUUUAAAUUAUUGUUUAAAAGUGCACAGUUCGAGGUAUUGAGGGUUUUCUCCUUUUUUCUGCCAUUUCAAUUUUUGUAACUGUUUAUUUAUGUGAAAAGGGUUAUUUUUACUUAGAUUAGCUGUUAAGCCAAUCUGACUGCCUUGGGUGAAAGAAACCACCCAAAUCCCUCAGGUCUCUUGGUCAAGAGCCUCUCAAGGCUUUUUGUCAGGGGCUCCAAAUAGAAAAUAAGAAGAGGCUUCCUCGUUUGUGGCUAUAAAUGGAUCUAACUCAGUUUCUAGGCACCUCAGACCAGUCAUCAACUACCAUUCUAUUCCACGUCUCUACCUGUGCAUCUUCUGUCUGCCCACUCGCCGUCUCAGGAAACCUUGCCUCCGCUAAGGUGUAUUUGGUCUUUGAGAAGUAGGAGCACCCUACAGGGACACUAUCACCCACGCUGGUGGCAUUGUUUACAACUAGAAGGCUGUACUGGUGCUAAUACCCUUGGGAAACAGGGCUGUAAGAGGGUGUUAGGGCAUGAAGGGGCUUGUUAUAACUCAGCCCUAGGCAUUUUGAACAGCCUCUGA
Messenger RNA from Propithecus coquereli (Coquerel's sifaka), 3149 nucleotides. RefSeq names its product carcinoembryonic antigen-related cell adhesion molecule 1 (biliary glycoprotein) (gene CEACAM1). Gene Ontology annotation, biological process: signal transduction; regulation of immune system process. The record is from RefSeq and is a predicted model, not a curated record. Gene Ontology annotation, cellular component: cell surface; plasma membrane. Gene Ontology annotation, molecular function: protein tyrosine kinase binding. NCBI's taxonomy places the organism in Eukaryota, Metazoa, Chordata, Mammalia, Primates, Indriidae.